Molecule: messenger RNA, 8922 nt
Organism: Synchiropus splendidus (mandarinfish)
Lineage: Eukaryota; Metazoa; Chordata; Actinopteri; Syngnathiformes; Callionymidae
Gene: itpr2
Product: inositol 1,4,5-trisphosphate receptor, type 2
Exons: 57
Coding region: 267-8333 (2688 amino acids)
Biological process (GO): calcium ion transmembrane transport
Cellular component (GO): endoplasmic reticulum; membrane
Molecular function (GO): inositol 1,4,5-trisphosphate-gated calcium channel activity; inositol 1,4,5 trisphosphate binding
Source: RefSeq, a predicted model, not a curated record
AAGAAGAUCACUCCGACUCCCUGACAUACAGGAAGAAGUUCACCAAGUCUCCAAAACUCCGAGACUCGCUCAAAUUAGCCAUUUCCUACAACAAACACCGUCUUUAUUUUUACGAUUCCACCUCUUCUUUCGGGACGUGCGGACGCGGCUGGCAGCAGAAUGGGCUGUGCCGCUGGACCGGAGGGGCAGUGAACGCGACGAUCACCUCAGCCACAUUGUCGCCCCCCAACAUGGGAAGGUCGUUUGCUCGCGUCCAGUAGCGAAAGAUGUCUGACAGGUCCAGUUUUCUCCACAUCGGAGACAUCGUGUCUCUGUACGCGGAAGGUUCGGUGAAUGGCUUCAUCAGUACGUUGGGUCUUGUCGAUGACAGAUGUGUCGUCCAGCCGGAUGCAGGAGACCUUGCAAACCCCCCCAAAAAGUUCAGAGACUGCCUCUUCAAGGUUUGUCCCAUGAACAGAUAUUCAGCCCAGAAGCAGUUCUGGAAAGCGAAACAGGGGAAACAAGGAAACAACAACAACAACUCGCAGGGCGACUUGUUCAAGAAGCUGCAGCACGCGGCAGAACUUGAACAGAAGCAGAAUGAGUCAGAGAAUAAAAAGAUCCUCGGAGACGUCGUCAAAUACAGCAACGUCAUUCAGCUGCUACACAUCAAGAGUAACAAAUACCUGACGGUGAAUAAGCGUCUCCCUGCUUUACUGGAGAAGAAUGCCAUGCGAGUUUCUCUGGACACCGCCGGGAAUGAGGGCUCCUGGUUCUACAUCCAGCCCUUCUGGAAGCUCCGAAGCGAAGGAGAUAAUGUGGUGGUUGGAGAUAAGGUGGUGCUAAUGCCGGUGAAUGCUGGUCAACCUCUUCAUGCCAGCAACAUCGAGCUGCUGGACAAUCCUGGCUGCAAAGAGGUCAACGCAGUAAACUGCAACACCAGCUGGAAGGUCACACUGUUCAUGAAGUUCAGCGACUACAAAGAGGAUGUCCUGAAGGGGGGAGACGUGGUGCGGCUGUUUCAUGCCGAGCAGGAGAAGUUCCUGACCUGUGACGAGUACAAGAAGCAGCAACACGUCUUUCUCCGCACCACACUGCGGCAGUCGGCCACAUCGGCCACCAGCUCCAAAGCCCUGUGGGAGAUUGAGGUUGUGCACUAUGACCCCUGCAGGGGUGGAGCUGGACAGUGGAACAGCCUCUUCAGAUUCAAACACUUGGCAACAGGCAAUUACCUGGCUGCUGAGGUGAAUCCUGAAUUCAAAGACAUCCCAGGGGAGCCAAGGAAAGAGGUUGAGACAGAUGCUGUUUUCUCAAAGAGGAAACAUCAAGCGGCAGACAAGAUCGCCUUCACUCUGGUUUCCGUCCCACACGGUAAUGACAUCGCCUCCCUGUUUGAGCUGGACGCUACCACCCUGCAGCGAGCCGACUGUCUGGUUCCCAGAAACUCUUAUGUGCGACUCAGACACUUGUGCACCAACACGUGGGUGACCAGCACCAAUGUCCCCAUCGAUGCUGAGGAGGAGCGUCCAGUUAUGCUCAAGAUCGGCACCUGCUACACCAAAGAGGACAAGGAGGCUUUUGCUAUCGUGUCUGUCCCCUUGUCUGAGGUCAGAGACUUGGACUUUGCCAACGAUGCCAGCAAGGUCCUGGAGUCCACUGUGAAGAAGCUCCAAUACGGGAACAUAGCUCAGAAUGAGAGAAGGUUUGUGACCAAGCUGCUGGAAGACUUGGUUUUCUUCGUGUGUGUGGUUCCCAAUAACGGCCAGGAUGUUCUUUCGGUGGUCACGUCGACACCCAACAGAGAGAGACAGAAACUCAUGAGGGAGCAGAACAUACUGGCUCAGAUCUUUGGCAUCCUGAAGGCUCCAUUUACAGAUCAAGGCGAUGGUCCGAUGCUAAAGCUGGAGGAUUUGGGUGACCAGCGCUAUGCUAACUUCAAGUACAUGCUACGGCUCUGCUAUAGAGUGCUACGACACUCGCAGCAGGACUAUCGCAAAAACCAGGAAUACAUCGCAAAGAAAUUCUCAAUCAUGCAGUCUCAAAUCGGAUACGAGAUCCUCGCUGAAGACACGAUUACAGCGCUGCUGCACAACAACCGCAAGCUGCUGGAAAAGCACAUCACAGCCAGAGAAAUCGAGACCUUCGUCAACCUGCUGAGACGCAACAGAGAGCCGAGAUUCCUGGAUUACCUCUCGGAUCUGUGUGUGUCCAAUAAGACUGCCAUCCCCGUCACCCAGGAGCUUAUCUGCAAAUUUAUGUUGAACCCCACCAACGCCGAUAUCCUCAUCCAGACCAAAUUAAUCCCCAACAUUGAGAAUACCCUGGAAUCCUCGCUGAUGCAGGAGGAGAUGGAGGAGGAGGAAGUUUGGCUUUACUGGAUCGACAGCCAUAAAGAGCCUCACGGCAAGUCCAUCCGCCACUUGGCCCAGGAUGCCAAGGGAAACCACAAGAUGGAUGUAGAUAUUAUCACCUACUACAGGUACCAGCUGAACCUGUUUGCUAAAAUGUGUCUGGACCGUCAGUACCUGGCCAUCAAUCAGAUCUCCUGUCAGCUGCCUGUGGAUUUGAUCCUGCGCUGCAUGUUCGACGACUGUCUGCCUUACAACCUCCGAGCGUCGUUUUGCCGCCUCAUGCUUCACAUGCAUGUGGACCGUGACCCGCAGGAAGCCGUGGUUCCUGUGCGUUACGCCCGCCUGUGGACAGAAAUCCCAUCUAAAAUCACCAUCCAUGAAUUUGAAUACGAGUCCACUGACUCUUCAAGAGAUGAUAUGAAGAGGAAGUUUGCUCCGACGAUGGAAUUUGUUGAGGAAUACCUGAAGGAUGUGGUCAACCAACCGUUUCCCUUUGGGGACAAAGACAAGAAUGAACUUACACUAGAGGUGGUGAACCUGGCACGUAACCUGGUUUACUUUGGCUUCUACAGCUUCAGUGAGCUCCUUCGCCUCACACGCACUCUGCUGGCCAUCCUGGAUAUUGUCCAGCACCCACUGACGUUCAUGAACAAGCUCAACAAGAGUCCAGAGGCUGGCAACAACGUCCUGCGAACGAUCCACGGUGUUGGUGAAAUGAUGACCCACAUGGUGAUGAGUCGUGGGUUGCCUCACAGCAUCCCGGACACUCCGCCCUCACUACGCUAUGGGAAAGGUCACCUCAUGCCUGACAAUGAGGACGUGAUGGUGAUGGACACUAAACUUAAGAUCAUAGAGAUCCUACAGUUCAUCCUGAGUGUGAGGUUGGACUACAGAAUCACUUAUUUACUGUCCAUCUACAAAAAAGAAUUUGGAGAAAAAUCUAUUACUGACAGCACCUCUGCUGAUGUGUCCCCUUUCGCCCCAACUGAGCCUGACAUCGAUGAAAUUACAGCUAAGGCGGACAGCAUGUUUGCAGGCAGCUCGGAGCUCAGUGCGGUGGAGCUGGACGACGAGGGGGGUCGGACAUUUUUGAGGGUCCUGAUCCAUCUCAUCAUGCAAGAUUACCCCCCUCUGGUGUCUGGCUCGCUUCAGCUCAUCUUUAAACACUUCAGCCAAAGAGCAGAGGUGCUGCAGGCCUUCAAGCAGGUCCAGCUCCUGGUGUCGGAGCAGGAUGUGGAGAACUACAAGCAGAUCAAGACAGACCUGGACCAGCUUCGUCUGACUGUGGAGAAAUCCGAGCUGUGGGUGGAAAAGAGUGGCGGUUACAGCGAAGAUCUGAACGGCAGGCAGGUCAAGGAGAAGAACAUCGAGGAAGUCGUGCUGAGCCCCGUCCAGGAUGGCGACAUCAAACCCCAGAUCGACAGCAACAAAGCUAACAACUACAACAUUGUGAAAGAGAUCCUCCAGCGGCUCUGCAAACUUUGUCACCAGCACAAAAAGAGUCGUGCACAGAAGCAGAGGCUUCUGAAGAACAUGGGGGCUCACACAGUCGUGUUGGACCUGCUGCAGAUCCCCUACGAGAAGACUGAUGAGAAGAUGAAUGAGGUGAUGACUUUGGCACACACCUUUCUGCAGAACUUCUGCAGGGGGAAUGAUCAGAACCAAGUUUUACUACAUAAACACUUGAACCUCUUCCUCACUCCUGGGCUGCUAGAGGCUGAGACAUUGCGUCACAUAUUUAUGAAUAAUUACCAGCUCUGCAAUGAGAUCAGUGACCGUGUCGUCCACCACUUUGUGCACUGCAUUGAAACCCACGGACGCCAUGUCCUCUACCUCAAGUUCCUGCAGACUGUCGUAAAAGCUGACGGGAAAUACGUGAAGAAAUGUCAAGAUAAAGUCAUGACAGAGCUUGUGAAUGGAGGAGAGGAUGUCCUUGUCUUCUACAACGACCGGUCAUCCUUCCCAGUUCUGCUGCAGAUGAUGGGCUCUGAGCGCGAGCGGGCGGAUGAAGACGGCGCACUGGCUUACCACAAUACUCUGGUGGAGCUGCUGGCCGCCUGCACCGAGGGCAAGAAUGUCUACACCGAACUGAAGUGUAACUCUCUGCUGCCGCUGGAUGACAUCGUCAAAGUUGUCACCGAUGUCAACUGUGUACCUGAGGUCAAAACAGCCUACGUGAACUUUGUGAAUCACUGCUAUGUGGACACUGAAGUGGAAAUGAAAGAGAUCUACACCUCCAAUCAUAUUUGGAAGCUCUUUGAGAACUUUCUGGUGGACAUGGCCACUGUGUGUAACUCGACCACAGACCGAAACCACGCUGACUUAGCUCUGGAGAAGUACGUGACGGAGACAGUGAUGGCCAUCGUGAAAGGCUUCUUCAGCUCGCCCUUCUCUGUCAAUCACUCCAACUUGCAGAAUAACCAGUCCAUCUUCAUCAAGCUGCUCCAGUCUUCAUUCAGACUCUGCAACUGCAACUGGGUGGUGUCGGCUCAGAAGGCAAACAUCGAGAGCUGCAUCAAAACACUGGCUGAUGUGGCUAAAGCUCGAGCAAUCGCCAUCCCAGUGGACCUGGACAGUCAGGUCAACACACUGUCUCUUAAGGUACAUACCACCAUGGUGCAGCGUGCAGCCAAGGACUGGAGGAUCACCGCUCGGAACCGACCUCGCAAGGAGCCACUCGGUGGUCCAGACUACAAGAAUAUCAUUGAAAAACUACAGGGAGUUGUGUCCUGUCUGGAGGAGCAGUACAGUCCAAAAGUUCAAUCAGAGUUUUCUGUGCUGGUAGACGUGCUGCACAGUCCUGAGCUGCUGUUUCCAGAGGAGGCUCGGGUGCGCUGUGAGAGCGGCGCCUUCAUGUCCAAGCUGAUAAAACACACGCAGAAGCUGAUGGACAAGGAAGAGAAGCUCUGCAUCAAGAUUCUGCAGACGCUCAGACAGAUGCUGGACAAAAAGGAGAGCUUCCAGGAGUCAGGAAACGAGCUGAGAAAGAUUCUCCUCACACGCUACUUUGGAAAUCAAAAGCUUCUCGCCAAAUCAGAGCACACGAGUGGAGUUGUCUCGACUGGAGGUGGUGCGCACAUGCUGGAGUCUGACAAGCCAGGCAGCAGUUUAUGGGAGAUCCAGUGCUUGCUGGAUAACGUCGGAACAUCCGAACUGGUGAUUGACCUCAUUGUCAACACUAAGAAUGAUCGGGUUUUUGAAGAGAGCAUCCUGCUUGGCAUCGCUCUGCUGCAGGGAGGGAACACACAGAUCCAGAACUCCUUUUACUGCCAACUGUACAAGCAGAGGAAGUCUGAGAGGUUCUUCAAGGUCUUCUACGACCGCAUGCGCUUGGCUCAACAGGAAAUUAGAGCCACGGUGUCUGUCAACAUGUUUGAGGUCAGCAGCAGAAAGAGGGACGAAGACUCCGACAGCAGUGGCGUCAGAUUUAGGAAGGGAAAUGAAUCCGGACUUUUGAUGAGGGAGGACAUGCGUGGUCAGCUGAAGGAGGCCUCUUCAGCCACCUCGAGGGCCUUCUCUGCCUUCAGGAAAGAGCUGGACCCAGAUCUGGACGGGCUGGGUCACAGCUACGAAGGGAUUGGGAGUGAGGAGGUGAUAGAGGAAACUCAGAUGAGUCCCACAAUCACCAUCAUGAAGCCCAUCUUGCGUUACUUGCAGCUUCUCUGUGAGAACCACAACUCGGACCUGCAGAAUUUUCUGCGCAACCAGAACAACAAGACAAACUACAAUCUGGUCUGUGAGACCCUUCAGUUCUUGGACUGCAUUUGUGGUAGCACCACUGGAGGUCUUGGUCUUCUGGGACUCUAUAUAAAUGAGAAUAAUGUGGACCUGGUGCGACAAACUUUGGAGACCAUCACAGAGUACUGCCAGGGUCCCUGCCAUGAAAACCAGACAUGUAUCGCCAAGCACGAGUCAAACGGCAUCGACAUCAUCAUCGCUUUGAUAGUCAACCAGAUCAACCCACUGGGGAAGCACCGACUGGACCUGGUGAUGCAGCUCAAGAAUAAUGCAUCCAAGCUGCUGCUCGCCAUCAUGGAAAGUCGCCAUGACAGUGAAAACGCAGAGAAGAUUCUCUAUAAGAUGAGACCAACUGAACUGGUGGAUGUCAUGAAGGAGGCGUAUAAUCAGGGCCUUGAGAGCGAAGAGGAGGGGGACGGCACAGGGGACCAGAUCAAUUCUAAGGAUGUUGGACACAAUAUUUACAUCUUAGCCCAUCAGCUUGCAAGGCACAACAAGAUCCUCCAGCAGAGCCUGAGACCCGGCUCGUGUUUGGGUCCAGGAUCCAGUAUGGACUCCGACAUUGAAAAAGAUGAUGCUCUUCAUUUUUAUGCCAAACACACUGCUCAGAUCGAGAUCGUACGUCAUGACCGGACCAUGGAGCAGAUCGUGUUCCCGGUCCCGAAUAUCUGCGAGUACCUCACUGAAGAGUCCAUGUUCCGCGUCUUCACGACCACCGAGCGAGACGACCAGGGAAGCAAGGUCAACGACUUCUUCCAGCAGUUUGACAACCUCUACAAUGAGAUGAGGUGGCAGAAGAAAAUCCGCAAAAACAAGGCCAUGUUCUGGUUCUCCCGCCACAUCUCUCUGUGGGGGAGCAUCUCCUUCUACCUGGCCUGCUUGCUCAACAUAUCUGUGGCUGUUUUCUACCCGUUUGGUGAUGAUGGAGAUGAGGGUACUCUGUCCCCGUUCUGGAACAUCUGCCUGUGGGUGGCCUUGGGAGUCAUCACCACUCUACUUCCAGUUCUGCCUAAACCAUGGGGCAUUUUCUUCUUCCUGGUCUCCCUCAUCCUUCGAGCCAUCUACACUAUGGGCCUGGCUCCUGCUCUGUUGUUGUUAGGUACAGUCAAUCUCUUCAACAAAUUGGUCUUCCUUGUGAGUUUCGUGGGAAACCAGGGAACUUUCACUCGAGGAUACAAAGCAGUUGUGAUGGACAUGCUGUUUAUUUAUCAUCUCGGUUACGCCAUCAUCUGCGUCCUGGGCCUUUUUGUGCACGAGUUCUUCUACAGUUUUUUGUUGUUUGACCUGGUGAUCCGAGAGGAGACGCUGCUGAAUGUAAUAAAGAGCGUGACGAGAAACGGCCGUUCCAUUAUUCUGACCGCCGUCCUGGCCAUCUUUCUCGUCUACUUCUUCUCCAUCAUCGGCUUCCUCUUCCUGAAGGACGACUUUCGCAUGGAGGUGGACCGCCUUCCCCCUGCAGGAAAGCCUGACCUGUGGCAAGGUUCUAGUCACGCACAUUCGUGUUCAAAAGAUACUUGUCCAGUUACGUCAGCUGACAAAAUCGCUGAGGAAGACGAUGGGACGGAGCGGGUGUGCGACACGCUGCUCAUGUGUAUAAUCACAGUGUUGAAUCAGGGGCUGCGUAAUGGAGGAGGAGUGGGAGAUAUCCUCAGAAGGCCUUCCAAAUCGGAGCCUCUUUUUGCAGCCCGGGUGGUUUACGACCUCCUGUUCUUCUUUGUUGUCAUCAUCAUUGUUCUCAACCUCAUCUUUGGUGUCAUCAUCGACACGUUUGCUGACCUGAGGAGUGAGAAACAAAGGAAGGAGGAGAUCCUUAAAACCACCUGCUUCAUUUGUGGGCUGGAAAGAGACAAAUUUGACAACAAGACGGUCUCAUUUGAGGAACACAUCAAGUUUGAACACAACAUGUGGCAUUACCUUUACUUCCUGGUUCUGGUGAGAGUGAAGGAUCCGACCGAGUAUACCGGACCUGAGAGCUACGUGGCCCAGAUGAUCGGAGAGAGGAACCUGGAUUGGUUCCCCCGGAUGAGAGCCAUGUCCCUGGUGAGCAGCGAGGGCGACAGCGAGCAGAACGAGAUGCGCUCCUUGCAGGAGAAACUGGAAAGCACCGUCAGCCUGGUGACUCAGCUCUCCGGUCAGCUGGCAGAGCUCAAGGAAUCUAUGACCGAGCAGAGGAAGAACAAGCAGAGACUUGGGUUCCUGGGCCCCGCUCAACCGAACAACUCUUUCACCCACAGCUCCAACCUGAAGAACAACCAUUGCCCUUAGACCUGCGACCAUAUUUGACGUGGUACCAUCGCUAAGACACAUAUGCCACAGAUCCAGUGGCACCCUUGAGUCGAGCUCAGUCACUUGGCUGUGUCUCGUGGAGAGCUGGUGAGUAAAUGUCCACCUCUGCCGACGCGGUGUCGCCAACAGCAAGUGUGAACGGUCACAGUUAACUCCGACUUGUCGAAACCCGGCGACUGCACAGUUUGGGUUGUGCACACUAAUGGACUCUUCUUCCUUUGAGCUUUCCCGCCUCGGUUGAGAUGUAUUUUUCCUAACUGGAGUUGGAGCUGCCUUUGUCCGUUCGUAAACGCUGCAAUAGCCCUAAAGUGCACUUUCAUCCAUCACGUUCACCGCACCGCCUUUUUAACUAUUUCCAACAAACUAGUAUUUAAAUGUGAAUAAAAAAAAGUUAUUUCUCAUUUUACUUAAAACAUGUAUUGUAACUUUGUCUAACUUUUGGUACAGAAAGUUGCUCCUCCAGUUGCUUUCAUGUUUGUACGUUUGUCUUUUCCAAGGACGUCAUUUUACCUUCCCUGUGGUUGUUUUUAAUCUGCAAACUGAAAAUGUUGUAAUAAAUGUGUCAUUC